This is a messenger RNA of Dictyostelium discoideum AX4, 2133 nucleotides long. RefSeq names its product SH2 domain-containing protein (gene shkE). NCBI's taxonomy places the organism in Eukaryota, Evosea, Eumycetozoa, Dictyosteliales, Dictyosteliaceae. Gene Ontology annotation, molecular function: protein tyrosine kinase activity; protein serine/threonine kinase activity; ATP binding. Bases 1 to 2133 code for a protein of 710 amino acids. The transcript is spliced from 5 exons. Gene Ontology annotation, cellular component: membrane. The record is from RefSeq and is a predicted model, not a curated record.
AUGGAUAUUAAUUUAAUAAAGCAAUACAUAAAUUCAUCAUUACCAAAUGAUAAAGAAUCAUUAAUUCAAUACUAUGGUCAAUUAAAACAAAUUUUAAAUGCAUUAAGUGAUAAAGAACAACAACAACUUUUAAAUAAUAAUGGAAAAAUUAGUGAACAACAACAACUUUCAAUUGAAAAUAACUAUAAAGUAAUUGGUUCAAUUGAAGAGAAAAUGAAAUCAAUUGAACAUCUUUUUAAUAAUUUAGAUGUAUCUGAUUCUAAUAAUAAUAAUAGCACAUCACCUGUAUUUAUAUCACUUGAUAAUCAAAACACAGUAAAUAAUAAUAAUAAUAAUAAUAAUAAUAAUAAUAAUAAUAAUAAUAACAACAACAAUAAUAAUAAUAAUAGUUUAGCACCCACAGUUAUAUUAGAUAACAAUGAUAAUAAAAAAACUGCUGAAAUUAUCUUACCUGAUCAUCACAAUAACACACCACAACAACAACCAGAACAACAAGUACAACAACAACAAGUACAACAACAACAACAAGUGCAACAACAACAACAGCAACCAGAACAACAACAACAACAUCUUACAGAAGAGCAAAUUCAAAAACAACAACAAUCACAAGCAUCAAUUCAACAAGCAAUCGCUAAUAUGGGCGAGAAAAAAAGAAGUUCAUCACGUCAUUCAGGUCCACCAGAAAUUCCACCAGAAGAGAUUAAAUUUGAUGUUAAAACAGAUUUAUUAGGUGGUGGUGCAUAUGGUAAAGUUUAUAAAGCAACUUGUAGAGGUAAAAAGGUUGCUGUAAAAGUACCAAAGAAACAAACUUUAAGUGAAUCUGAAUUAAAAUCUUUUAAAAAUGAAGUUGAAAUUAUGAAGCAAAUUUUUCAUCCAAAUGUAGUUUUAUGUUUAGGUGCGUGUACCAAACCAGGUAAAGUUAUGAUUGUAUCAGAAUUAAUGCAAACUGAUUUAGAAAAGUUAAUUCAUUCAUCAGAGGUUGAACCACCACCAUUAUAUGAAAGAAUGAAAAUGUGUCUUGAUGCUGCAUUAGGUAUUAAUUGGCUACAUGGUAUUUGUAAUAUUAUACAUAGAGAUUUAAAAUUAGCAAAUUUAAUGAUUAGUAAAGAUAAAACAGUUAAAAUUGGAGAUUUUGGAUUUAGUCAAGUUAUUAAAACAGGUACAACAUUAUCAGAUCAAAAAGGACCAAAAGGUACAGCACUUUAUAUGGCACCAGAAGUAAUGAUGAAACAUGAAUUCAAUGAAAAAGCAGAUGUAUAUAGUUUUGGUUUAAUUCUUUAUGAAAUGGCAACAUGUGAAGAAUUAUUCCCAGAGUAUUCAGAGAUCGAUCCAUUCUAUGACGCAAUUUGUAAUAAAAAAUUAAGACCACCAAUACCAGAUAGUUUCCCAAAAUCUUUAAAAACUUUAAUACAAAAAUGUUGGGAUCAUGAUCCAAAUAAGAGACCAUCUUUCAAUGAAGUCACUCAAAGAAUGAAUGAAGUAUUAACUGAUACUGCCAUCUCUGGUUUAGAUGCUGCUAUGUUUUGGAAAUAUAAUUUCAUUAAACCUGAAUCAGAAUCUGUACCUUGGAAUGAAUUUGUUUAUAAAUUAUCAAGUGUUGUUAAUCUACCAACUCAAGUUCUAUCACCAUUAGCUCAAUUAUUUGUAUCACAAUCAUAUGAAGAAGAAAUUGGAGGUGUAGUUACAAUGGAAAGAUUUGACCUAAUGAAUAAAUGGUUUGGUAACUUUUUUAAUUCAAAGUAUGGACCAGCAAUUUUAUAUGAAAUGAUUGAACUUUUAAAAAAGAGAUGGUUCCAUUUCGAUAUUAGUAGAGAUAUUUCAGAGAAAAGAUUAAGAGGUAGACCAGAAAAUACUUUCUUACUUAGAUUAUCAGCAAAUGAUCCAAUCAAAACACCAUUUACGAUUUCAAAAACAAAAGGUUCAAAACCAACUCAUAAACGUGUUUCUCGUGAAGAUGUUCAAAUAAAUGAAAUUAAACAAUUUCCAAUGGGUUAUAAAUUUACUGUGCCACUCGACGGUAAUGAAUUGGUUUUUGGUUCCAUCACUCAAAUGGUUGAAGAAUUACAUAGAAUUGGUAAUCUAUCAAUUCCAUGUCCAAUCACUGAAAUUAAAGUACCUUAUUUAACUGAUUAA